AGAUUUGAGUUGAAUUCUCAUUGUCAUUGACAGAAUUUCGGCUGCUGUUCUGAACUUCUUAGGAUUAACUAGUAUUAAGUCAUUUUUAAUUGAUAAUCCUGGAAAAUGUUGCCUUCUCCGCCCAUCGUGGAGCGAGUGAAGUUCCCUUGUCCAGCCCUCCCCAAAGGUUGGAUUCGUGAGGAGAUUAUUCGAAAAACUGGCCUAUCCGCAGGGAAAGUGGACGUUGUCUAUUAUUCGCCUAACCAGAAAAAAUUCAAGAGUAAACCCCAGCUGUCCAGAUACUUGGGAGACUCGUUCGAUCUCGCAGGGUUCGACUUUCAAACAGGAAAAGUCAAUAGUUUGCUUAUCAAAAACAGAAAUAGAAAACCAAAGGUUCCCAUCGAUUACAAUCGUGGAGUUAGAAGCGAUUCAACGUUGCUUCCACCAAUUAGGCAAACAGCAAGCAUAUUUAAGCAACCAGUUACCAUCAUCAAAACUCAAAAGAGCAUGGUCAAGCAAGAUUUUAAACACGGACAUCAAGACAAACCGAAACAAGUGUUUUGGGAGAAGAGGCUGGAGGGGUUGAAGGCUUGUGACGCGGAUGGGGAAGAGCUCGAAAGUUUGACGUUGCCCAAAGGCGUGGAGCCAAUGGGCCCUCAUGUCACGGCUGACACCGUUUUGCAAUCUGUCGCCACAGCACUGCACGUCAACGGUCAGCCCAUCACUGGACAAACGAGCAACAGGACCAACCUGGACAACAACCCUGGCGUGUAUAUCAACCCCGAACAACCUUUAAUUCAGGCAAUAGUUGUGGCAGAAGAGGACAUUCGAAGUCAGGAAGAACGGGUGUUGGUUGCUAGAAAGCGGUUGGAAGAAGCAAUUCGAUCAUUGUAUUAGAUCUAUGAUGUAGUAUUUAAGCUUAUAAUUUAUUACAUACAGUAUUUAAUUUUCUUAAUAUUAAUAGUUAUUAGUUAACUGUUGUGACGAACAUUUUGUAAAGUUUUGGAUAUGCCUUCUUGUAAAUUAAACAAUAAUUUUAAUUUCACAUAU
Folsomia candida is the source of this 1029-nucleotide messenger RNA. It is a transcript of the gene MBD-like, whose product is annotated as methyl-CpG-binding domain protein 2. The record is from RefSeq and is a predicted model, not a curated record. The transcript has 4 exons. Gene Ontology annotation, molecular function: DNA binding. Bases 106 to 876 code for a protein of 256 amino acids. NCBI's taxonomy places the organism in Eukaryota, Metazoa, Arthropoda, Collembola, Entomobryomorpha, Isotomidae.